This is a messenger RNA of Dioscorea cayenensis subsp. rotundata (Guinea yam), 3290 nucleotides long. Its product is annotated as putative disease resistance protein RGA1. The record is from RefSeq and is a predicted model, not a curated record. The transcript has a single exon. Lineage: Eukaryota; Viridiplantae; Streptophyta; Magnoliopsida; Dioscoreales; Dioscoreaceae. Gene Ontology annotation, biological process: defense response to other organism. Bases 49 to 3219 code for a protein of 1056 amino acids. Gene Ontology annotation, molecular function: ADP binding.
UUUGUUUCUGAAGAGUUAUCAUUCUGAGACAAAUUGUGAAGCAAGAAAAUGGCGAUGAUCUUAGAUGCUUUUGGGGGGCUACUUGCAGAUAAGCUGGUGACCGUUUUGAAAGAGCAAGCGAUCAUGAUACUGGGAGUGAAGGAUGAGCUCCAAAAGCUUCAAACAAGGAUGAAGACAACUAGCCUUUAUCUCAAGAAUGCAGAGGAGAGGAGGAUCAAUGACCCAGCUGUCAAUGGAUGGGUUACUGAUCUAAAAGCUUUCAUGUAUGAUGCUUAUGAUGUUAUUGACUUUUGCAUGAUUGAAGGUACUAAGCUCUUGGAAGAUGAUGAUCACCUGGCAGAUUCAACAUGUUCUGCGGUACGUUGCAGUUUUUCAUUCUUCUCUUGUGUGCACAGUGUUCCAUUUCGGCAUGAAAUUGCUAACAGAGUUAAGAGUUUGAAUGACACUCUAGAUCAGAUACUUAGUGAAAAAAAUAAAUUUAAAUUUGAGGAGUCUGCAUCUAAUAGUUUUCAAGCCACUAGACGAGAUCGUGGUCAUCAGAGUUCUCCCUUGCCUGAAUUAGACAUUGUGGGAUGGAACAUCAGAGAUGAUUCUCAGGAACUUGUUAACUUGUUGGUUAGUGAGGAUGAGCAAAAGUGCAGUGUUUUUGCCAUUACUGGCAUGGGUGGGAUAGGCAAGACAACGCUUGCGCAGGUUAUAUAUAAUGAAUCUAAGAUCAAGGAAGGAUUUAUGCAACAUUCUUGGUCUUUUGUUUCAAGAGACUAUUCAUCAGAUACAGACAUACUGAAAGGGAUCUUAAGAAAUAUUGGCAAGCAUUGUGAAGACGCUGAUGCUACAAGUGCUGAUUUGAUACCAAUGCUUAAAGAUGCUUUAUCUGGGAAGACCUUUUUCCUUGUGUUAGAUGAUGUAUGGAAAGAAGAUGUAUGGGUUAAUUUGCUUAGAAAUCCGGUGGAGAGUGGAGCAGCUAAAAUUAGGAUAUUAAUUACUACUCGAGACAAAAAUGUGGCCGAGAAAAUGGGAGCAGUUCAUAUCCACAAUGUCAGCAAAUUGUCUGUUGAUGAUGGCUGGGAAUUGCUUUGCAAGAAAAUUUUCAGAAACAAAGAUGCGGCAGAGAUGCAGAGGCUGAGAGAUGUUGGGAUGAAAAUAGUUGAAAAAUGUGACCGUCUUCCCCUCGCAAUCAAGACUGUUGCCGGUGUUUUGAACACUAAACAUCGAAAGGAGGAGUGGGAGAAGGUUCUUAACAGCAACACAUGGACAAGGAGUGGGCUUCCGGAAAAGAUUCAGGCAGCACUGUACUUGAGCUAUGAGGACCUACCGUCUGAAAUCAAGCCUUGCUUUCACCAUUGUGCCCUACGACCUCCCGGCCGUGUGCUUUAUCGUGAAAAUCUUGUUCGUGAAUGGAUUGCUGAAGGUUUUGUGACAGCUGAAGCGAAUGCAUCAUUGGAAGAUAUUGCAGAGGAUUAUUAUAUGGAAUUGUUAAGGAGGAGUUUUCUUCAUCCAGAUCCAGCCUAUGUAGACCACAGUCAAUGCACAAUGCAUGAUCUGUUGAGAAGUCUCGCUUUGUUUUUGGCACAAGAAGAAAGCUUUUUUGGAGACCCAAAAGAAGUGAAGACAACUGCUGAGAUGAGACUGCGCAGACUUUCAAUAUCAAGCAAAGAAGAGACAGUGAGUCUACCUAAUGACAUUAUUAAGAAGAACUGUCUGAGAACUCUAAUGUUACUGAAGGCCCCUCCUCAAAGUUUGGAGACGGACAUCAUUGGAAAGCUCUCACAUCUUCGAGUUUUGAUACUUAAUGUAGUGAAGGUCGAAAGAGUUCCGAAAAAUAUCGGAGAUUUAGUACUCUUGAGGCUUCUAGAUCUUAGCCACACACAAAUCAGUGAGCUGCCAGAUUCCCUUGGCAACCUUUCAAACUUGCAGUUCUUGAACAUUGAAUAUUGUAAAUCUUUACACUCCCUUCCAAAGAGCAUUACCAAGUUAUGCAACCUAAGGUGUCUUGGUGUUGACCAUACUCCUCUGAGUCAUCUACCGAAAGGAAUUGGCAAACUCAAGCAUCUCAAUGAUCUGAGAGGAUUUCUAGUUGGAAAUGAUAAUUAUGAAGAAGGGCAGCAAGAGGGAUGCAGCUUGGAAGAGCUAGACCCACUUGACAAUCUUCGAUACCUCGUGCUAAACAAGCUUGAAAGAACGAUAACCUGUGCUUCAGUGCUUUCAAACAAAGAUCAGUUGCGGCAACUAGUGUUGAAUUGUACCAGUUUUGAUAAGCGAGCUCACCCACAUUCCGUGCAAGAGAUAAGCAGAAUUGAGCAAGUCUUUGAUGAGUUGUCACCUCCAUGUCUAGAUAGACUAGUAAUCAGGAACUACUUUGGUUCUAGAUAUCCAAAGUGGAUGUCACCCACCUCAAUUAGUUCUUCUCUUUCUGAACUCACAAGUUUGCAUCUUAUCAGCUGCAAGUCAUGGUCCCAACUUCCCCCUCUUGGUCGACUGCCCCAACUAAGCUUCCUGAAAAUUCAUGGAGCAAGCGAAGUUGUAUCUAUUGGGCCUGAAUUCCUCGGCAGUGGUGUACAAGAUGUGAAUGUGAAACCUCCAACUGCCUUUCCUAAGCUUAAGCAUGUUCAAAUACGUUUCAUGCCAAAAUGGGAAGAAUGGUCACUUUCUAGAAAUGACAAUGAUGAAUCAAGCAAACUGGUGAUGACUUGUAACUUACAGCGGCUGAACCUUCAUGAAUGUCGAAGGCUAAAAGCUCUUCCAAGAGGAUUAAGUCAGGUCAGUAUACAGAAUUUAUACAUUGGAUAUGCUCACAGACUGAAUGUAGUCAAAGACUUGCCUGCCUUGACUGAUCAACUGAGUCUCACUAGUAACCAUGGCCUUUUAAGCAUCUCCAAUCUGCCUGCAUUGAAAAAUUUGGUUGUGUCUGAUUGUCCAAUGCUCAACUGUGUGGAGAAGCUCGAUUCGCUACAAUCCCUCCAUGUGGUUGACAGCAAAAGCAGUAAUGUUCCACAGUGGUUGAUCACAUUUCUCCAAGAGCGGCAGCUGGCUUCCCCUGGUCUUUCUCGGUUGCAUCUGGAGUGCAAUGUUAAAGCUCUCAAGGAAUGUCUUAAAGCUUCCUCUGGCUGGUCUGUCCUCCAGCAUGUGCUGCAUGUGGUUGCUUAUGCAGAGAAAAAAAGCAAGUAUCUGUUGUAUACCAAGGAACCAUAUUCUUACAAGACCAAUGUUGAAGAAUGAUGAGUAAAUGUCGAAAUGCACCUCACUCCAUUAGCAGUGUUGUUAUGAGAUGAAGGUUGUCCCUAGUUCUG